This is a messenger RNA of Neltuma alba, 1106 nucleotides long. Its product is annotated as OPA3-like protein. Gene Ontology annotation, cellular component: mitochondrion. Gene Ontology annotation, biological process: regulation of lipid metabolic process. The transcript has 5 exons. Lineage: Eukaryota; Viridiplantae; Streptophyta; Magnoliopsida; Fabales; Fabaceae. Bases 166 to 678 code for a protein of 170 amino acids. The record is from RefSeq and is a predicted model, not a curated record.
CCGGCGGACCAAGCAGUCCCACUACUUUCCUCACUUUCCUUUUCGCAAGCGUUCUUGUCGCCACUGUACUCAUCGCGCGGUAGCGCUUGAAAACGGAAGUUACUUGAAAAUUCUUCAAUUCUGUCCAAUUUCCCUGUAAUUUUGAUGGGCCGAAACUAAUGAGACAUGGUGGUCCUACCAGUAGUGAAGCUAGGAACGCUUGCUUUGAAAACAUUAUGCAAACCUGUAGCUAAUAGGCUUAAGAAGGAGGCUGGCUAUCACCCAAAGUUCCGUCAGUUCAUCAUCAGCAUUGCCCAGGCGAAUCAUAGAGUAACAACAAAAUUGCAGAGACGCAUAUAUGGUCAUGCGACUGAUGUUGCCAUACGCCCACUGAAUGAGGAAAAAGCUGUUCAAGCCGCUGCAGACCUUCUUGGGGAACUCUUUGUUUUCACGGUUGCAGGAGCUGCUGUCAUCUUUGAGGUGCAAAGAAGUUCGAGAUCAGAAGCAAGGAAGGAGGAAAUACGUAGACAGGAAAUGCAGGCUAUAAAGGAUGGGAAUGAAAACCUAGCCAGAGAAGUUGAACUUCUUAAACAAAAGCUCGAAGAGCUGGAAGAACUUGCUAGAGGACGAAGACAAACUGGCAUCCUUAACUUCAGGCACACUCAUGCAAGUGAAGACAGACAAAAAAGUCCCAGCUAAUUGUUGCAAUUGGGACUGUGCAUAGCAUGUGGGAGAUCAACAGCCUCCGCAAGACUACAUUCUUUUAUAAAGGAUACUUGUGGGGAAUUCUUAAUGCUUGCAAUGAUUUGAGUUUGAUCGUCUCCUCCACAAAUGCAAAAUUCAUCCUGAAACUUUGCUGCUUUACCCUGGGUUUUUCUCAAGGGCAGUGAGCCUUUGAACUGGAUUUGUUCUCAACCAAUUCCAUCACUUGGUUGACCUCCUGUGUAAUCCUUCUUUCGCUGACCCUGUUUUUUUUUUGCUUUUUCUUUUUCUUUUUUUUUUUGGGAAUUAUUAUCUCCACUGAUUAUCUGAAAAACUCAGAAUCACGAGCCGUAUAGUCCUUGCUCGUUCAUUAAGUACUGACCGGUGACAAAUGAAAAUGAUCAUAAUCUGCGCAACAUAUAUUA